CUUCCUGCCAACCCAUAUUCAUUGUAAACGAGACCCGGAAUCCCGUCGAACAAUCGAGGUCAUGCCGGACAUUGAGAAGAGUCUGAAGCACGAGACGCCCUGCCAUCCCCUUGCCUGCGCUCUUCAAGACUGUGUACAGAAGAACAACUUUGAUCAAAGCAAAUGCGAGAAGCAGAUUGACGAACUCUACGAAUGCUGUCGACGCUUCUAUGAGCGUAAUGGCGAUGAAGCAUCGGUCGUGAGCUGCCCAAAGGCCAGUCUUCUGAGACUCAAAAUGAAGCAACGCUCAGAAGGAGUCAAGUAGCCGCUUCCUCACACAUAGAACUCCUGAAUUGUCACGACGUCCAUUUCAAUCUCCAACCUCAUCUCCCAAAACAAGAAGUCUCGGGAUCAGUCAAGUGAACAGGGCGCGCGGGCUUUUUACACGCUUCUUCUUAGGCGACCGGAGCACGCUAGGAGACCCUCAAGGGAUCUGUACAAAUACUGAGCGAAUCGCACCGAGACUCUAUUGGUGGCCUGUUUAGACAUUGUUGGAGGAAAGAAGAGGGAGAGGCGGAGGCGGAGAGGAUUUGAUAUGUGCGAUCACCGACGCCGCCUUAAUUCGUGGCAUGCUGACAGAAGUCGUGGCAUAUGAAAUUCACUCCCUCCUGCUAGUCUGGUGUAACGUUGGCA
Molecule: messenger RNA, 672 nt
Organism: Neohortaea acidophila
Lineage: Eukaryota; Fungi; Ascomycota; Dothideomycetes; Mycosphaerellales; Teratosphaeriaceae
Exons: 5
Coding region: 62-304 (80 amino acids)
Cellular component (GO): mitochondrial intermembrane space
Source: RefSeq, a predicted model, not a curated record